AAUAGCACACUGGCCCUUUAAUGCUGUCUUGCCCCUCAGUAAAUGGAUUCGAUGAAUGGAGAAGAAGAGAUGUGGGAAAUGAGAAUUUCAAGAAAUUAAGGUCUAUACAUGUACAGCUAGCUGUUGGUUGCAACAGAGUAGCGAUCGGGAAGUCGCGGAUAGUUCUACGAGUAGAGUACAUUUUUACCGUAAUUGGUGGCUAUAUUUCCAAUAAAUAAAGGUAAUUUGCGCGGAUUGUCUAGAGAGCAUGCCUGCGUUUGUGUAGGGGUGAGAGCAAGGAAUGGCCGCGGACGUGGAUAAAAUAAUCCCCGAGGACAAGAAUGCUAGUCUGGGGGAGGAUGAGCAUCUGGACAAAUCUCAAAGCGGUGAACGACUGGCGUCUGGCAAAUCCAAGCGAUCUAGGAUCAUUGGAGCAAUGUCAACAUUGCUUAUGUUCAUUAUUGUUCCCCUUCUUGCCUUUGGUUACAAAUAUUAUCAGGACUCACAGCUUCUUACACGUCAUGUAAGUUCAACAUCUGUAUCCAUGUUUUACGCAUCUUGUUCAGCAGAUGUCUUUAGUUUUGCAUCUGAAUUGACUGUGAUAUAAAACAUGAAUUACCUUUAAAUUAUUGCAAAGAGUUUAUUUUCUCUGCCAAGUCUUGUGCUGAUGGCAGUCUGCUAUUUCUCAUAUUAACUGUUAAAAGUUAUUCACAGUAUUUUAAAUCAUGGGGCUUUUUUUAUUUUACAUUUUUGGGAAGGUUUUAGAAAUUGAACAAAUACCCUGCGUGCCACGUAUUGUUUUUGUGGGAUCAAACACUUUUCUACCCCGUACCGUUUUUUUUGUUUUUUUACCCAAGGUCGUUUUAUUAGGGGGUUGGAUGUCUGCCACAGCUGGUCACACUCAACACCCCACUUACAGAACUAGUUGUCUGGCUCACAAUUGGUACUCCUUCUUCCCUCCACUGAGCUAACAUCAGAGCUUGCGUGCAGACAGUGUAUUUUUGUGUAGAAGGGCCUCAAGGUUAGAACAUUAUUUUAGGAAACUAAUCCCCUCACUUCCUUGCCAUGUUUAAUUUCAAGUACACUCAUUUGAUACAUUUUGAUAAACUGAUACAUUUGUAGCUGCAUUCUUUAUCCAAAUUUUUUUUUCAAAAUUGUAGAGGUAUUAGAGGUUAGGGUUAAAAAGAUGCACUCUGAUCUGUGCCAGACAUUGUGUUGGGCGUGUCCAGGAAAGUCACUGGAGCUUGAGAACUGACACAAUAAGACACAAUAAGGAACUCUUAAUGUGUGUUCCUCCAACAGGAAGUGGCAUUGAAAGCACUGGGCGCCGAGGGCCUCUUUCUCUUCUCCUCCUUGGACACAGACCAUGACCUGUACCUCAGUCCUGAGGAGUUCAAACCCAUCGCAGAGAAACUCACAGGUUCACCACGAGCCUUCUUAUGUACCGCACCCUAACACAUUCAAAUCCAAAAUACUGCAUCCCCACAAACCCAACACGAAUACUCAGUCAUUGGUUUGUGACCUUUUGCCCGCCUCCCUGCAGGGAUCUCGCCUCCAGCGGAUUUCGAGGAGGAAGUGACCCAUGACCCCAAUGGAGAGACCCUAACCCUGGAGGCCAAGAUGCAGCCUCUGCAGCUUUACACAAUGACGAAGAGCAAGGAUGGUUUCCUAGGGGUAAUAAGAGUAGACUUCCCUUAUAAUGACAGUGUUGCCUUACCUCACCUGUGAUUUACACUGAAGUGAUUUAUAAGCCAGUCCAAGAAUAGAUAACACCCUACCGUGUAAACUUUGUACUGCUUUUGAAGCUGUCUCUGAGUGGAUUUGAAAGAUUACUUACCAGUAAGUUGCUUUUAUAAAAGGACUUAUGGUGAUAAAUUACAGAAAAGAGAGAAAAAGUUUAAAAUAGACAGUCCAAGGCUUAGCAGAGAAAGCCUCAGAUAUCACAGUUAAGUCUCCGCCUCGCCAGGUUACUCAUAGUUCCCUGAGUGGGCUGCGUUCCUGGCAGAGUCCUGCUGUGCCCUCCACGUCCUUCUCAGCCAGCCAGUUCAGGGCCUUCCUGCCCCCCAAAAACAAAGGGGAAGUGGGGGACACCUGGUGGGUCGUUCAGAGUGAGCUCAACAUCUUCACUGGGUACCUGCCAAACAAUCGCUACCACCCUCCUGCACCACGAGGAAAAGAGGUACGGUUUUAGGAAGUGACUGUAUCUGAUAUUUUAUAUUCAGUUUGACUUUAAUAAUUGUCCACGACACUUGUUCAUCACUCAAAAUCUUGGCGAAGAUUAUAUAUACAUCAUUGGCGAAACAAAGUGUUACUUUGACUAUGAGAUGAGAUGAAAUUACAGCAUAGUCAAGUGGUAUCAGUAGAAAAUGUAAAACGUCACAUAACUUGUUUGAAGGAAAGACAUGAACCUAGCAGUGACUGUGUUUGUUUCCCCACAGGUUCUCAUUCACUCCCUGCUGAGUAUGUUCCACCCACGGCCCUUCAUCAAGUCCCGCUUUGCCCCUCAGGGAACAGUGGCCUGCAUCCGAGCCGCCAGUGACUUCUAUUUGGACAUAGUCUUCAGGUGAGGGAACUCUGAGAUUCCUCAUCAAGCCUAGUCCAUUGAGUUUACAACUAGUUACCACUUUGUUACCAUGUUAUUACCUCUGUACCUCCACAGGAUCCAUGCAGAGUUCCAGCUCAACGACGUCCCAGACUUCCCCUUCUGGUUCACCCCAGGCCAGUUCACUGGCAACAUUGUCCUCUCUCGGGACUCCUCCCACGUCCGACAGUUCAACCUCUACGUCCCCAACGACAGGUCAGUGAAUAACAUGGUUGACUCUGUUAUUGAUAACAUUUUACAUUUACAUUUACAUCAUUUAGCAGACGCUCUUAUCCAGAGCGAUAACCAGAAUUACCUCUAUAGUCUACAGACUUUGUGUCUUAUCCAUUUAGAGUAGAGUAACCUUUAGGACGAUAGUAAUGCUGUUAUGCUACUGAUAUAUCCGUUAGUGAAUGUAAGAUGGCAGACACUGACUUCUCCCGGUCUCACAGGACUCUGAAUGUGGACAUGGAGUGGCUCUAUGGAGCCACUGAGAGCAGCAAUAUGGAGGUGGACAUUGGAUACCUGCCACAGGUAGGCUACUGUGCCUUGUCAUGCUGUGGCAUACCAACAUUUGAUUCGGUGUAAUGUGACAUAGUAGGAUGUGUUCUAUUUGCUAUGUGAUCUCUGUCGGUGUUUCUCAAUAUGCAUACUACCGUGCUCCGAGCACGCAAAUUGGAGCACGGGAGGGUCGGAGUAUGAGUCCAAAUCAAAGUAUGCAAAACGGAGCAUGGAGGGCACUUCUCGGAUGCAUACUACAUAUUUUGAAGCAUGCAUCGAUGCAAGCUUCAACAGAAAGUAUGCACAGAAAUUUGACAACCACGUAAAAAACGACUAUCUUGAAAUCAAUGGCAGAAAAUAAUUCAGACUUUGCAAACAAAUGUUGCCCAUUCACAUCUCAUAUGUUGCCUGACUACAAUAUUAUAUAUUGAUACAUUAAUAAAUACAUACUGGGUUAAUUGUGGCAUGUGCAUAGAUCUCAAGACCAUAGUAAGUAAAUAUGGCUAACUGGCUAGCUAGCUAACCACGAAGAAUCGGUAGCUAGCUACCCAUGAAAAAUUGACAGCUAGUCAUCUACCUUGCAUAACAUUAGUUGUAGGUCGUUGCCUGUUAAACUAGCUGGCUAGCUAGAUUAUUACAAUUCACAUAUAGCUAGCUGAUAAGUAUGAAGUAAAACGUUUGCUUUGUGUAUAUCUUGUUUUCGUCUAUUGCCAUUGUUCUGGCUGGAAGCAGGUUCAGUGAAUGGAGGUGCAGCAUGAGGUAAUACAGUAGGGGGAGUGUGAGUGCUUCUCAAAUGGACUAUUUUAUGCGUUCUCCACACUCUCGUCCUCACGAGUGUACUCAAGAGAACGUCAACGGAGAAUGAACUCGUAGAAUGAGUGUGGGGCACGGUAGUAUUCAUAUUGAGAAACACCCUGUGUGUCGUCAGAUGGAGCUGCAAGCCGUUGGUCCAUCCACGCCCUCCUUCAUCCACGAUGAGGAGGGGAACAUCAUCGACAGCCGACGGGGAGGCAGCGACCCUGUCCAGUUUGUCUUCGAGGACAUCCACUGGACGUCUGAGAUCAGCCGCGAGGAGGCUGCUCGCCGCCUCGAGGUCACCUUCUACCCCUUCAAGAAGGUACGGCUCAAUACGCCUGCUCAGUUUUGUACCAUCUAUUUAGGGGCUUGUUCUAGUCACUUUUGAACUUCGAUCACUACUGGGUAUCCCCAAGCUCUCUAAAAAUAACUUGAUAGACUCCGCACCAUUGUGACGAUGUACGUCUCUUCUUCGAUUGUCCACAGGUGUCAUACCUGCCCUUCUCAGAGGCCUUUGAGCGAGCACAGGCAGAGAGCAAGCUGGUGCACUCCAUCCUCCUCUGGGGUGCACUAGAUGACCAAUCCUGCUGAGGUGAGACUGUUCACCUGUGACACUGGGCUCUAUGAAGAUAAUAAUCCACCUCUUAAUGCUCACUUGGGAGCAUUUUAAGUGAUUAACUUAAAAAAUAUAAAGUAUAUCCUAGACCUGGGGUCAAGGGGUGUCAUCUUGGGGGGGCAGCAUAGCCUAACCUCCUUCAAGCACUGAAUAUUACAAUGUCUUUAGCUUUGUAUGUGACCUUUUUGCUUCCUCCAAACACAUUGUCACAGGUUCGGGGCGGACUCUCCGGGAGACAGUCCUGGAAAGUUCGCCCGUCCUGGCCCUGCUCAACCAGAGCUUCGUCAGCAGCUGGUCCCUGGUCAAAGAGCUGGAGGACAUGCAGGUGAGUGAGCGGCCCAUAUUGCUCAGCCCAGCGGAGGCUGGUAGUCAGUGAAAUCGAAGGACGGGCUCAUUGUAAUGGAAUGGAUGGAAAGGUGUCAAACAUGGAAAUGAUGCGUUUGUUUCAUUUAUUCCAUUCCAAAUAUUACAAUCAGCCCACCCUUCGAUUUAAAGUGACACCAGCCACCACUGGCUCAUCCUCAAGGUUCAAGGCUAAAAUAAUGAACCUCUUUAAAUGGAUAGUGUUCAUUACUAAAUCAACGUUUGUCUCAAGACCUAAUGUCCAACAUAUUCCACACCAUCUGUUGUGUAGGAAACUGCUGUCUGUUUUGAGUGAUAUGGUGGUAAUGUUUCCAUAUAAUCUUAUCUCAGGCUAACGAGCAUAACCCGGUUGAGAGUCACAGGGCCCGCCUACACCUGGAGAAGUACAACUUUCCAGUAGAAAUGAUGGUGGCGCUGCCCAACGGCACUAUUGUAAGUCCUUACAGUUCCAUCAUGCUUCCAUCUCAACUGCCCAGUUGUUUAUCAACAACCUUUAAGUGGAUACUUCACUUUGUUGAUUCUGGGCGUUGCUAAAUAACCAGCUAACAAAUUUUUUAAAGGGUUUGGAGGAAAUGACAACAACCUAUGGAGGGUUGAAAAUGACUUGAAUCUCUGACUGAAAUUAUUUUCUAAUGACUCUAGGUCCACCAUAUCAACGCUAAUUACUUCCUGGACCAGACGUCCAUGAAGCCGGAGGAGGAAGCUCCCACAUUUAGCUUCUCUGGGGGGUUCGAGGACCCAUCCACUGCUACGUACAUCAACUUCCUCAAAGAGGGGCUGGAGAAAGCCAAGGAGCACCUGGCACAGUAAAGACAAACGGUGGUCAAAAGUGUGUGUGUAAAUUAGGGGUAAAUCCUCUGUGAAGGAUAAUGAUCAAAGAAAAAGCGAACUUCUGUGUAGGGAUCGGAUUCCUACAGUGCUGGCAGCUGUUGAUAACUUUUCAGGUUGUUUCACUAGCAUCCAACAGUAUCAGUAUUACAACAACCUCUUCGAACGACAGUGGUCGCUAUACCAGUUGAGCACUUCUGAAGACCUAUAUGCUUUAGACUAAACUGUUUUUUUUUUUUAUAACUAAACUCAAUACUCAGUAGAUGUUCUUCAAGUUAACAUGCUCCUAAUCCCAUUCCAUAUAAUCACUAAUGUUGCUGUUACUUACCAACUAUUUUAACAAAGUUCAGAGUCAGAACAGUGGCCAGGUUACAAACAUUGCUCUGGUCUCUCCUACUAGUGGCUAAUUAAUUGUACUUAUUUAUGCAUUCUGUUAUCAUGUCAUAACAGUGAGUUGAGAUUUGCUUUACUCAAACUUUAACUUUUCUUUAUAUCUACAUUUUCAUACGAAAACAAGCAGACUGCACCAUAAUUAUUUUCUCUAUAUUGCGCAAUAUGUAAAGAACCACAUAUGUGUUUUAAUUCUGUUACUGUUGGAGGGGCAGAACAGGUCAAGUCGUUCCCGCUAGAGUUUCAGCAGUUUGUGAUGGCCUUGCCUGAAAGUCCAAAGUUGGCUGGGCAAGACCUGAUGUCAUUGCUAAAGCUUCUGCAGGCAACACCCCUGCUCUGUUCCCCCGAGGUUGCCAACAGCUGUCAUGGAAACCCGAAAACAAAGCUGUAUGGUGGCACAAUGUGUAAUGUAAUACCUUUUGUUUCUCUUUUUUUUAUGAAAGCCAACAGUUGUAGAUGUACAUCUUAUGUUGAUUGACUUGUUAUUUCUUAACACCUUGACCAUGAGAUCAGAACCAUAAGACUACACCAAAGAUUAUCUAACAAAAUGAAUUUAUCAGGGGCAAGAAGAAAUGGACUUAGUGAUAAUCAUUGUGGAUUCUACCACGAACAUGUGAUAAACUUGAAAUGGAUCAUAUCUUAGUAAAGUGUUCUGUUUCUCCAUCAGCCUCUUGUUAAGCGCUGCAAUAUAGGCAGCACAUUUAGCCAUUACAGAGGUACAUUAUCCCCUUGAAAUAUGCUUGACUAACAGUGCCACAUUUUCUGCAAAAAAUUAAAAUGGAUCUUUGCUAAAAGGAGUCUUGAGUGUUCUUCGGUGUCCCCAAGCUUGCAUUGAACACUGGUGAAACCGACAUGUCCCAGAAGUAUCAGAUAAAGACGUUAUAACAUGAAUAACCAUAUUUUAUUGUCUAUUCGUGUUGUACUGUGUGAACAUGGAUCUAAUUUCUGAUCAGAGUAAAUGUCAGGUUGUGUGUGAUGGAUAGUGGGUAACAUGAAACAUUUCUAGAGAUACUAAGGUUAGACCGCUUCCCGCCCCCAAGUCCUCUUUUUGUUCACGUUGACUCAACCAGUUCAUACAAGUUGAUCCAUAUGCAACAAGGGGGUAGUAAAGUCCCUAGUUCUUCCAAUUUCAGUUCCUCCAUUUAAUUAAUUAAUUUUAAACUAUGGUGCCAGAAUAACAGUGCGAGUUGUGCUGGGGUGGAAAUGCAGGCUUUCACAUGCAGGCAGGCCUUUAGAUGUGGAGAUCCAUUGUUAGAAGGAAAUGUGAAUUCCACCACAAAACAACAGUAUCCACAAUGCCGAGUCACCUGAAAGUGAGGACCAUACCAACCUAAGGAAGGAGUGGGGGGCUGCAACAGGACAAGUCUUCCAAUGCAGUGAGGCUACAAUCGCUGUCCCAAACCACCAAUACCCCUCCACGUAAUGUUUUGGUCCACAUUCAGAAAUAGGGUUCAGAAUAUUCACAGUUCAGUUUGCAGCCCAAAACCACAUAAUUAAGUCAAAAUAGUCAGGUACAUCCAACAACUCAUUGUACUAGAAUAGAUGGUUUCUAGAGUCCUGUUCUAGAGUUCAAGAAUGGUUCUAGAGUCCUGUUUAAUGCAGUGAUUGGACAGCUAGACAGAGAGUCAGUAUGUGUUGCUAGGCGAGGUGAGUGGAAGAGGGCAUGUCUUCACCAGAACGUCCACACCUCCAGCUCCAUGACGUGGAAGUCGUCUCUUUCCGAGAGGCAGCAGUUGUUGAAGGUGUAACAUGGGCUACUCCUGCCCAGGUACAGCAUCUCAUCCAGCCACAGGCCAAAGUGACCACUGGGGAAGAGAGAGCGAGAAACUCAGUUCCUUGUUCAUUGUUUUAGAGUAAAGUAAUGUGUUCUCCUAAACAUAUUGACACAUACACGAUAUAUACAAGAGUAUGUGGACACCCCUUCAAAUUAGUGGAUUUUGCUAUUUCAGCCACACCUGUUGCUGACAGGUGUAUAGAAUCGAGCACACAGUCAUGCAAUCUCCAUAGACAAACAUUGGCAGUAGAAUGGCCUUACUGAAGAGCUCAGUGACUUUCAACGUGGCACCGUCAUAGGAUGCCACCUUUCCAACACAUCAGUUCAUCACAUUUCUGCCCUGCUAGAGCUGCCCUGGUCAACUGUAAGUGCUGUUAUUGUGAAGUGGAAACGUCUAGGAGCAACAACGGCUCAGCCGCGAAGUGGUAGGCCAAGCUCACAGAACGGGACCGCCGAGUGCUGAAGAGCGUAAAAAUCGUCUGUCCUCGGUUGCAACACUCACUACAGAGUUCCAAACUGACUCUGGAAGCAACGUCAGCACAAUAACUGUUUGUCGGGAGCUUCAUGAAAUGGGUUUCCAUGGCCAAGCAGCCGUACACAAGCCUAACGCCUCAAUCACACAGACAGCGUCAUUGCAUUUUGGCACACCAGAAGGACAUUCCUUUCCAAUGGAACGCUGCAUUAGCCUUGCAGCAUUGCGUUGCAGAGGCAGUUGCAAUGCGUUCUGUGUGGUGUAUACGUUGGAUUUAUCGAACGUAUGCGUCAAACUGUAUGCAUAGAUGGCUUGACAGAAAUGGUAGCAGAAGGUGAAUGUUGAACUUUUGUUGCACACAUAUCCAGAUGAUGCUGCGUACCAUUUUGCCUAAAAACACUGUCGGUGUGAUCAAGGCGUAACAUCACCAUGCGCAAUGCCAAGCGUCGGCUGGAGUGGUGUAAAGCUCACCGCCAUUAGACUCUGGAGCAGUGGAAACGCGUUCUCUGGAGUGAUGAAUCACACUUCACCAUCUGGCAGUCCGACGGACAAAUCUGGGUUUGGCGGAUGCCAGGAUAAAGCUACCUGCCCCAAUGCAUAGUGCCAACUGUAAAGUUUGGUGGAGGAGGAAUAAUGGUCUGGGGCUGUUUUUCAUGGUUUCGGGCUAAGCCCCUUUGUUCCAGUGAAGGGAAAUCUUAAAGCUACAGCAUACAAUGACAUUCUAGAAGAUUCUGUGCUUCCAACUUUGUGGCAACAGAUUGGGGAAGGCCCUUUCCUGUUUCAGCAUGGAAAUGCCCCCAUGCCCAACGAAUGGAAGCAUGUCCCCGCAGCAAUGUUCCAACAUCUAGUGGAGGCUGUUAUUGCAGCAAAGGGGGGACCAACUCCAUAUUAAUGCCGAUGAUUUUGGAAUUAUAUGUUCGACAAGCAGGUGUCCACAUACUUUUGGUCAUGUAGUGUAGCUGUGGCACCAAUGUGCAGUACGUGUCAAGCAAACAGAAAUAACAUCAGCAUCAAGAAAACCAUAACCUAAGACAUAUUGGUAUGACUGUGAGUGACCCCACCUUCCUCCUCCGAUAGCAAAAGAGUCCAGGUCUCCCUUUAUGAAGAAGGAGUUUUCUCCAGUCCACCUGAAACACUGUGGGAAGUGACAAGGACAGAGUCAGUAUAGGA
Molecule: messenger RNA, 9469 nt
Organism: Coregonus sp. 'balchen'
Lineage: Eukaryota; Metazoa; Chordata; Actinopteri; Salmoniformes; Salmonidae
Source: the annotation of a GenBank genome assembly